UCACUUCCUUCACCUCAGGUGCAGUUGAACGUUUAUUACCAAGUUCGGGAUGAAAAAGAGAGUUUGGACUGAUUUGACAAAUAGAAACGGAGACUGAUGCCAUGAACAGUUAUACUGAGUAGAGUUUCCGCGAUCAUCUGGAAUAAGAGCUUUCCAGUGACCAUGAACAUAACCGGUCCAACAAACCACACAAACAGCUGUGAACCACCUUACGAGGAAGAAAACCCACUUCCACUGGUGGUUCUCUACAGCACAGUCCUCACAUUAGGUCUGCCUGCUAAUGUGAUCACAGUCUUCCUCACGUUCCUCGAAGUGUGCCGGAAGAACGUCCUAGGAGUCUACCUCUUCUGCCUGUCAGUGUGUGAUCUGAUGUAUCUAGGUACACUUCCACUCUGGGCCAUUUACAUCAACAGAGGUCAUCACUGGGAGUGGGGCUCUCUGGCCUGUAAAAUCACCGGCUACGUGUUCUUCAACAACAUGUACAUCAGUAUCUUCUUGAUGUGCUGUGUUUCCGUGGACCGCUUCGUCGCGGUGGUCUACGCCAUGGAGUCUCGAGGUCUGAGAAAGAUGAGGCAUGCUGUGAUCAUCAGCGUUGUGAUUGUGGUGGUCGUUGCUGUGGGACACGUGCCGGUUUUCACCAUGACAGAGGGCGACUCUGAAAAAACGAAGGAGAAGCGGUGCUUCGAGCCAAGCGACCCCUCUGUCAUAGUGACGGGACUCAACUAUGCCCGCUUCUUCAUCGGUUUCUUCAUCCCGCUGUGCAUUUUAAUAGUCACCAACUUGGCCAUCAUUGCUAAAGUUCAAGCUAGCACGGGUUUGAAGCCACGGGCCAAAGUCAGAAUUCGUAACCUGGCCUUAGCCGUCAUCUUGUUCUUUUUAGUCUGCUUCACGCCGUACCAUGUGAUUCUUUUGCUACGUGCCAUCAAUUUCCACUUCUCGAAUGGGACAUGUGACUUUGAAAGAAGUGUCUACACACCCUAUACAAUCUCUCUGGGUCUGUCUACAAUCAACAGUGCCAUAAACCCUGUUUUCUAUGUGCUUAGCAGCAACAGUGUUCAUAAGAAGAUCCACAAAGGCCUACUAGGGUUACGUAGCAGCUCAAGAUCUUCUUCUUUUGCAUGAUUUCUUUUGUUUUCCUAGCUGGGACUUAUUUUGCUUUUUCUGUAGCCUGUAUAACAUUUC
Molecule: messenger RNA, 1182 nt
Organism: Sinocyclocheilus grahami
Lineage: Eukaryota; Metazoa; Chordata; Actinopteri; Cypriniformes; Cyprinidae
Product: probable G-protein coupled receptor 132
Exons: 2
Coding region: 163-1122 (319 amino acids)
Biological process (GO): negative regulation of G2/M transition of mitotic cell cycle; G protein-coupled receptor signaling pathway; G1/S transition of mitotic cell cycle
Cellular component (GO): membrane
Molecular function (GO): G protein-coupled receptor activity
Source: RefSeq, a predicted model, not a curated record